This is a messenger RNA of Ylistrum balloti, 8131 nucleotides long. Its product is annotated as rho GTPase-activating protein 26-like. Gene Ontology annotation, cellular component: cytoplasm. Gene Ontology annotation, molecular function: GTPase activator activity; protein binding. The transcript is spliced from 26 exons. Lineage: Eukaryota; Metazoa; Mollusca; Bivalvia; Pectinida; Pectinidae. The record is from RefSeq and is a predicted model, not a curated record. Bases 57 to 2534 code for a protein of 825 amino acids. Gene Ontology annotation, biological process: signal transduction.
UCAAUAUCGCUACUUUGUGAUUGUCAUUAAGAAACUGAGAACUAUUAAUAGCUGCAAUGGGGCUGGAGCCUCUCGAGUUUGCAGAAUGUUUAACAGACAGUCCAUUCUUUCGUGAAAAACUGCAUGAUCACGAGAAAGAAUUGGAGCGCACUAGUAAAGCAAUCAAGCUGCUGAUAAAUGAUGGAAAUAACCUUUUGCAUGUCGCCAAAAAUCUUGGCCUUGCCCAGCGCAAGUUUGCAACCAAGUUGAUUGACUUUAAGUUUGAGUGUAUUGGCGAGAAGACGACAGAGGAUGAGGACAGAAUAGCUGGUGCCCUGAAAGAGUUUGGAAGACUGAUCCUUCGUGUGGAAGAUGAAAGGGAUCGAAUGAUUUCUAAUGCUGCUGACCAGUUUCAGAGACUAGAAAAGUUCAGAAAGGAGCAACUAGGUUCUGUCAAGGAUGAGAAAAAGUCUUUCGACAAACAGACAGUCAAGAUUUGUCAGUCAAUGGAGCGUUACCUUAAUUUAAAGACAAAAGUAAAUGAUAACAUGCUACAGGAGGCCGAUGCCCAGCUGGAGAUGGAGUGUCGAGGAUUUCGAGAAGCUUCAAUGAAAUAUGUACUUAAGGUUCAAGAAGUACAGGAGAGGAAGAAAUUUGACUUUGUAGAAAUGAUUUUGGCUUUUAUGUACAGCUUGUUUACAUUUUAUCAUGAAGGAUUUGAAGCAAAGACUGAAUUAAAUGAUUACUCAUCUCAACUACAGAAGAUACUGCAGAAGACAAGAGAGAGUUUUGAAAUGACCCGGGAGCAGACUGAAAAAUUGAUGUUAAAAACUUUAGAUAACAGAGGAACGAAACCCGUAAAUCAGACAGGGGCCAGUAAGGGAUGUACUCGGGAGGGAUAUCUCUAUCUUAUGGAGAAAAAAGCACUGGGUGUAUCCUGGAUAAAACAUUACUGCUGGUACAAGAAGGAGAACAAAGAGUUCCAUAUGAUGCCGUAUAACCAGGUGGCUGGUAAAUUGAUCCAGUCAACUACUGAAAAACUAAUAUUGAAAUCUUGUGUGAGGCGACCUUCACAAUCAAUAGACAAACGGUUCUGUUUUGAUCUUACUGUGAUGCUCCCAGACAGCAGACAAGAUCAGAUCACGUUUCAGUCGCCGUCCGACCAGGACAGGAAACUAUGGAUGGAUGUAAUGGAUGGCAAGGAACCGGUUUAUAAUGCACCAAAGAGUAACUCGGAUGAUUCCUCCUUGGAUGAAAUAGGAUUUGGUUUUAUAGAAAGAUGUAUCAAAUGUGUUGAAGAAAGAGGCUUGUUUGACCAGGGACUUUAUCGUGUUGUGGGUGUGAGCUCUAAGGUCAGCAAACUCAUAACACUAGGGCUGGAUCCCAAGAAAAAGGAUAAGAUAAAUAUAGAUGACCCUUCCCAGUUUGAAAUCAAGACUGUAACAAGUGCUGUGAAACAUUAUCUUAGGUCAUUACCAGAACCGCUGAUGACAUUUAAAUUUCACUCGGACUUCAUAGCUGCUGCCAAACAAGAAUCCAAGACACUGCGUAUACAUGACAUUCACACUCUAGUUCACAAACUACCAGAGCCUAACUUUGAAAUGUUGGAGUUAUUGAUAAGACACUUGAGAAAUGUUUCCGAGCAAAGUGAUAAGAACCUGAUGACAGUCGCAAACCUCGGUGUGUGCUUCGGUCCAACGCUGAUGAGAUCGGAGGAGGAGUCAGUCGCUGCCAUCAUGGACAUCAAGUUCCUCAACAUUGUUGUGGAAAUACUCAUACUACAUUAUGACAAAAUAUUUAAAACGGCCCCCGAGGGUGCUGACAUUAGUGAGAUUCGUGUGCCGCCAUCUUCUACAGCCAUGCUGACAGAGAGACGUGAACCGAGCAGCAAGUUUGUACCACUCAAUGAUCACAUGAUGAUGGCCAGUCCUGGCUCAGGACAUGUUUCCCACGCCCCACAACCUAUUUAUGCAAAUAAAGCACCACGUGCCCCUCCUCAAAGUUACCAGGCAAGCAAAGCAAAACUGCGUGGAGUGGAGGUGUACAACCCCCAAACAGGAGGUUUUGAAAUGGCGACAGGGAGCAGUACCAGUGGGAGUUCUGAAUCACUAAACUCCAGUCACUCUAACCACGUCUCCAAGAAUACCUCAUCUCCUCCAAUCAACAGCCAGCGCAAGGGUCCUGCUCCUCAGGUCCCUGGUCCAACCUAUAGCAAUGUCAACGCUCUAGGUAAACCCACACAGGAUAAGUACAUCACCAACAGAUUUAACUUACAUAUGACAGGGUCGGAUGUGCCCACAUUGACAUCCUCGGUCCCGAGUAUGACGGGAAGUCUGACUGGAUCUCUAGGAGGCUCCAGCAAUUUCACAAAACCAAAGAAAAGAACGGUGCGAACCUUAUACCACUGUGAUGCUGAGAAUGAUUCCGAAUUGUCGUUUGAACCCAACAUGAUAAUUACGAAUGUGCGGCCUUCAAAGGAACCAGGUUGGUUGGAGGGGAGUCUGGACAACAAGACUGGCCUCAUUCCAGAGAAUUAUGUUGAGUAUGUGGACUGACAAAGGUUAAGCUCUCAAUACAAGCGUGUUAGAGAGCAAGAUCAGUGUAGUUAAGAGCCUGACUGACCAGGAUCAGUGCAUGAGCUUUCUAAUUAUAGUAUGUCCAGAAUCCACAAUUAUAAGUGCUUGGCGAACCAUUUUAGAAGACCGCAGGAUUGAUGCUUGUUACCUGGACAACAUGGAUGGACAUUGGUCCGAGGAGAGAAGAAGAAAACAUAAAGCUAUGUUGCCUGUGAGAAGAAUGCACAAGAUGACAUCACAGUAUUAUUAGUACUUAGUUACAAUUUAGGUCCCAUAUACUACACAGUGUUUAGCUGGCUUAAGUACAGUACAGUGUGCAGAGUGCCAGCUUUUAACCCAAUGUUGAUUAUCUAUUAACAAUUUACGUAGUUGUCUAAAAGUCUUGUAUUUUUCAACCAAUUUUUUUUAGAAAUUACACAUAAUAUUAGGAAAGAUUUGAACUGUCUUAGAUAUCUGAAAGAUAGCAGGUAUUUGGACAAUUUCCUUUGACAGGGCAAUCUGUAAACAGCACUUUAAUACUUAAUAUUGAAACAAAAUCUUGUAGAUUUAAGAAAUAAUCAUUUGAUUGUUAAAAUUUCAGUUCAUGAGAUAUUCUUAAAUGCAUUUUUUUUAUAUUAUAUCAUUGUGUUGGAGAUAUCCAAGUACACUCUAGUACAAUGUAGUGUGACUGACACAAACAGAUAUCCCAUCAUUGUCAUAGUUAAAUGGUCACAAUUGAUUUAACUAGGAUUGAUUAUAUUUCAUGAAAUCUUGCACAGGUUGGAAUUAAGACUAUUUAUCAAAGUGCAAUAUUAUAUAUACUAUACAUGCAAUAACAGAUUGUAUUGUGUUCUGAAUUCUCAUUGGAAACUUUUAACUGCUGAAAGCUUUUGGCUUCGAUGGUCUAGUGAUUGAUUAUUUGAAAUAUGUAUUAAAUGUAUUUAGAGUGAUUUCAAUGGCAUUACAUAUACACCAGUUCCUCUUCCAGAUUUCUAUGAUAACAUAUCACAAAAAAACUAACAUGAUUUUUUUUAUUUAUUUAUACGUUUGAGUUUACAAAUAAAUUAUUUGUGUUGAUCAUUGGCAGGAAAUAUCUGUGUAUAUUGCACUAGAAAUACUUCAUUGGUCCUAAUAACAAUGAUCUUUCUUCAGUGAUAGAAAAACAUUAUGAAUUCAAUUCAGUUUGAAAAUUUGAAUUGUUUAGAAUAAAUCUUAAAGAAAACAGUUUUACUGAUAUUAUUGAAAAUGGCCACAAUGAAAAAGGUUCCAGGCUUGUUUUCUAGCAACAAACUUUAAAUAGAAAUGUGUUGGCCAGGAUACCUUUAUGGUGUCACUGAAAAGGUGAACUGUAUUACUUUUACUGGGAAGUGUUUUGUAAUACAGCACUCUUCUCCUCUCAACCAUCCUCCUUAAAACAGACAUAUAAUAUUGUUCAAAACUUUCAUGAAGACUAAAAAUAUAUUAGAUUUAGAUAUUUAUUUAUUGCGGUUUUUCGCUUCACAAAAUUUAAUAUUAAUACACGUGGAAUAGUUUAUUGAUAUAGUUUUAACAACAGAUUUAUUGAUAUGAAAUGCACAAUUUAACUAAAUGAUCACACUAUGCACCAAUCACUUAGUGGUAUCAAUUGUAUAUGUGUCCGUUAUAUAUUACAGGUAUGUAGAAAGGCUUUUUGUCCGUUACCAUCAUGGUCCUUCAGUAAAAUAGUCAUUUGUGAAAUAGUAACACCUGUAUGAUUAUUUUGUGUACAUACCUGUACCAGUAAUAACACAGUAAUUGUAUCAUUGUUUAUUGAUCUGUGAAGUACCUAUGUAGAUUCAACAAACUCAAAUACUCUUAAAUGGCAAUUAAUUACUUACCACCUGUAUUAGGUAAAGUGUUCCUCUAAACUUUACUCUAGAGAAAAUUAUAGAACAUUGUGCUGUAUUUUACGAAAAAGGCAGUGUAGUAGAGACAGUGUGACUAUUAAUUAGAAAUAAAUAGUAAAUAACUUUUAUGCAUUACUAGAGCCCAUAGAAUCAAAAACAAGUUAUUUAAGUUCAAGAAAGUUUUAUUAGAUUUUGUCUGUUGCUGUUUUGUUAUUAUCAUCCAAAUGCUUGUAAAGCUAUUAAAAAUACAAUGCAUUGUCUGUUAUAGAUUCAAAAUUUCCCUAUUUCUGACAGUAUAUGGUACGCUAUAAUAAAUGUUUUGUUGGUCAAAUGUUAACAUUCCAUUUAUAACUAUCCUUUCCUACCUCACACAUGUCAUUAGUCUCUAUUUCAGUUAGUUUAUAGACUGUGGUAUUGUGGAGUUUAGGGGUGGACAGGUUAGUUUCUGGAUUGAGUAGUUGCUCUUUAAAAUGAUUAUAAGUUCAACAUGAGACAGAGUCUCAUGGUGACCUAUUCUAAUACCCUUCAUCCGGCGUCGUGCGUCCGUAAACAAUUUAACACUUUCGACUUCUUCUAAAAAACCCCUUGUCUGAUUUCAAUUGAAUUUUGCAGAAACCUUCCCUGGCUUAAGGUGAACAAAAAAUUUUAAGUAUACAGUCCCCAACCCCCAGAGGCCUGAAGACUGGGGCCAAUAUGGUCAAAUUGACUUUGAUUUCAAAAAUCUUCUUCUUUAGACUCAGGUAUGGUAGAAUCAAAUGCUAUUCAUGAAUGGAAGAAUCUUAAGGUGCUUUACCAAAUUUGUGAAUUUGAUGGCCCCAGGGUCACACAUUUCUCCAUGGGGAGGAGGCAAACUUUACUAUAGUUGAUUUAGGAAAACUAGAUUUUUGAGCAUAAUUUGUUUAAUUUCCAUUGAAAAUAUAUCAAACUUGGUUAGAAUUAUGCGCGAAUGAUGACAGAGUGAUGGUAUGCCCAUUUUGAUUCUGACUGACCACCAGGGGCUGAUGGAUGGGGCCAAAAUGGGUCAAAUUGACUUAAAUUUCACAAAUCUUCUUCUCAAGACCCAGAUAUGGUAGAAUCAAAUGCUCUUCAUGAAUGGAAGCAUCUUAAGGUGCUUUGAUUACCAAAAUGAGUCUGACAUUUCUUCCUUGGGAGGAAUUUUUUUUUAGUCUUUACUGUAUUUUUCAUAGAAAAAUGGCAUUUUUGAGCAUAACGUUGAUUAUUUCCCACUGGAAAUUACUGUAAUAGAAUUUUCAGUAUGGGAUUGCAGUUUGGAUAGUAUGCAUAUGUUGACACUUCAUGACACUUUAUAACUUACCCCUUAACCUUUAUAUUCAAUAUUGCUUAUCUCAGGUGACCGUCAAGGCCCCUUGGCCUCUUGUAACUCCAAGAAGUCAAAUUUCCGAAAUCAUUUAUAAAAGGAAGACAGGGCAUUAAAAAAAAAUCUGCUUUGUUGUAAUAUUACUAUGAGAAAAGGUUUUAUCAGAAUUUUUGUUUUGUAUCAUUUUUUCUUGUUGCUAUAUUCAAGUGUUCAAAAUAUUAUUGACUCUACAGAUCUGGUAUGAAAACAAUGUAUCGCCUUUCAUAUAAAGGUAUGGAUAAGGUACCAUGAUAUAGUUGUAAUCAAUUUAACUUAUAUGUUAUGAAAAUCAGAUCGUAUUUGCGAUUUACUCCUCCAUGGAUCAGAGAGUCCUGCUGUUCAACUUUUGCUGGAGUGGAGAAUUGUAUCAGAGUUUCAAAUAGACUGAAAUUGUUGAAUUGCCUUUACUUCGUUAGACAUGGAGGCAAUCACAUUUCAUUAGAUACUUCAUUUUUUAAACUCUAUAUUAAUUGGAAAAUAUAAUGAAACUUUAAACUGUAUGACUGAUCAAUGUCUUUAGUAUGACAGAGUCAGGAGUCACAAGAGAAGGAUAGCUAUGUGUUUUUGUAUUCAUCAUGGAAAAAAAAGUACUGUUCUUAAUCAAUUUUAUGAUUGUGUUAAUUGCUUGCAUGGAUUAUUCACAUUUAACUAAGGUGCACAAACAAGGACCCAUUAUCCAUUUCACCUAUGCAUAUGUACGAGAUACAGUGACUUUACACAUAUAUGUUAUUGUUAGUCCUAAUCCCAUGUUGUUGUAUGGUCGGAACAAAACUUCUCUUCUAGUCUAAUAACGUACACUGUGGACUAAUUUUCUUGUUGUUUUAUGUAUUUGUACACAUUUACACCACAAUAAAUCAAGCCUAUAAUCUAUAUAUUAAAUGGUUCCCUUCAAUGAAAUUUCAAUAUAAUUGUAAAUGUAUCCAAGUGAUAUAUUGAAUUGUUUUUACAUAUCUAUAGUGAAGGAGUGUUUUCAAAUUCAACAAUCGAGACAAUAAGUCCACACAGUGAAAUCAUCGUUUAGCAUAUACAAUGGAUAUUCUCUUGUUGGAGUCACUGACUUCGCUCAUUUUGGCUAAUGAUAGCCAUGUGACAAGUGUCUAUAAGGUACUUCAAUGAUGGUGUAAAUGUACACAAUCUCUUUAGAUCUCUUAAUGAAAAGUAAGUAUUUUUCAUUUCAAAUAUUUCUAAAUAAAGUUUCUGUGACUCCAUGCAAAUAUACAUUUUUCUCAGUAUGCAAAAAAGAUUCUUUCUUACAUUUUUUUUUCUCUCUCAAUUUUUCAGUGGAUAAAAAGGAGACUUUGGGAAAAAAAGUUAUGAAGUUAAUGUGCUAUGUUAUAUAUUGAAAAAUCAUUCCUGAUACAGAAUGGUAUUGCGAACAGUAGGUGAACUCAGAGAGUGUCAAACGUGGUAUGAUAAUGUUUUGAGACAGUGUACACGUCAUGUGUACCUUACAUUGUAUAGGACUGUCCCAGUAAGUUAGGCCUUGUAGUAUCCUUACAUACACUUGACAAGUAUUUACAUUAUAUAACAUUAUAGUGUUCAGAAUAUGUUGAUUUUUACGCAUGACAAUUGUGUGGGUUUUACUAUGUUCAUCCAAGUCAUGGAAAUCGUAUAUUGUUUUCAAAAAUUGAAAACUUAUUACUUGUAAAGAAAAAAAAUUCAAAAUCAUAUUGGGUUAUACUAGUAUUAAGAAUGUAUUAGUCCCCUACCAGUAUUUAUAUAGAAAUGUAACUUAUUAAUCAAACAUGAUGAAUUAAUAUGAAUAUUUUAUAGGAAAUAAUUAAGUUAUUUAGUCAUUAUCUAUUUUAAAGUAUUCAUUAAUAGUCAAGUAGACAUCAUAAAAUUACCUAUUUACACCAAAUCUUCCUUUCAUACAUAUAUUUGUUAACUUGACAACCUAAGGGAAUCUUUUUUAAUUUAAUAUGAAAAAUAUUAUCAAAACACUAAUCGAAUCUGUUGCAGAUGUAUUUAUUUGAAUACAACAUGUCUUGGAAGAUAAAUAAUAAUUGAUACAUCUUGAUGAAGAUGAAAUUAUUACAAUGAUAAUUUGAUUAUCCCUCAGUUUUGAUAUACAGAGUGCACAUUCCAUUUCGGACACCAAAAGUCGCGUCCACUUGAUUGCUUGGUGUCAUUGUGUAUUGAUUAUUUGUAAUGUUUUUAUUUCCUUAGUUGCUUUUUUGUUCCACAGUGGCUAGACUAGGACAGGGAAGUUAUAACCGACCAAAUGUGUUCAUUUACUUCUAUGUACUGUUGAUAAUUUGUAGAUGGCAAUGUAUCGUGUAAAAAGAACAGAUUCUUUUAUAUACGAGAAAUAUACAGGUCAUUCUGUAAAAUUACUCAUUUCAAAUAGUAAAGAGAAUUGUAAUGAUUACUUA